GGACCAGAACCAGGACCAGAACCAGAACCAGAACCAGGACCAGGACCAGGACCAGGACCAGGACCAGGACCAGGACCAGGAUCAGAACCAGGACCAGGAGCAGGACCAGGAAAUGGAUCAGGACCAGAACCAGGAUCAGAACCAGGAUCAGAACCAGGACCAGGACCAGGACCAGGACCAGGAUCAGGACCAGAACCAGGACCAGGACUCCAUCAGGACCAGAGCGGGAUCUUCCUCUGGUCUGCAGAAACAUAAAGGCAAAGAGAGACCCACAAGUUAUCGUUGUGAUCACUGCAAGAAAGUCUUCACCACUUCAUCAGGUCUGAGAAAACAUAAGAUGAUUCACACUGGAGAUAAACCGUUCACUUGUGAUCAGUGUGGAGCAGCUUUUACCCAACAAGGUCAUCUAAGGACUCACCAACGUGUUCACACGGGAGAAAAACCAUUUAGGUGUGAUCAGUGUGGAGCAGCUUUUACCCAACGAGGUCAUCUAAAGAUUCACCAACGUGUUCACACGGGAGAAAAACCGUUUAGUUGUGAUCAGUGUGGAGCAGCUUUUACUGAGUCAGGAAAGCUAAAGAUUCACCAGCGUACUCACACUGGAGAAAAACCAUUUAGGUGUGAUCAGUGUGGAGCAGCUUUUACCGCAUCAGGUGGUCUAAAGAUUCACCAACGUAUUCACACUGGAGAUAAACCGUUCAGAUGUGAUCAGUGUGGAGCAGCUUUUACCACAUCAAGUUAUCUAAUGAUUCACCAACGUAUUCACACUGGAGAUAAACCGUUCACUUGUGAUCAGUGUGGAGCAGCUUUUACCACAUCAAGUGAUCUAAGGACUCACCAACGUGUUCACACUGGAGAUAAACCAUUCAGAUGUGAUCAGUGUGGAGCAGCUUUUACCCAACGAGGCAAUCUAAGGACUCACCAACGUAUUCACACUGGAGAUAAACCGUUCAGAUGUGAACAGUGUGAGGCAGCUUUUACCACAUCAAGGGAUCUAAGGACUCACCAACGUAUUCACACUGGAGAUAAACCGUUUAGGUGUGAUCAGUGUGGAGCAGCUUUUACCACAUCAAGUCAUCUAAAGAGACACCAACGUGUUCACACUGGAGAAAAACCGUUCAGAUGUGAACAGUGUGGAGCAGCUUUUACUGAGUCAGGAAAGCUAAAGAGACACCAACGUAUUCACACUGGAGAUAAACCGUUCAGAUGUGACCAGUGUGAGGCAGCUUUUACCAGAUCAAGUCAGCUAAAGAAGCACCAACGUACUCACACGAGUGAUAAACUCUAAAGAUUUGAUCAGUAUGAAGUGUGGAAUUGCAAAAAACACCUCUGCACAGCAAAAAAAAAAAAGCAAAAUAAUCAAACAACAUCAUACCGAAACUUGAAAAACUAUCAUAUGAUGCCCCCUGGACACCUCCUGGGAAGGUGUUCCUGGCAUGUCCCACCAGGAGAAGAGCCAGGACACACCGGAGGGAAUGUCUUUUGGCUGACCUGGGAACGUCUCUGGAUCCCUCCAGAAGAGCUGGAUGAAAUGUGUGGGGUGAGGGAAGUCUGGACCAGGGUUUCCGUUGUCCGGUAAUUGCCGGACUUUGUCCGGUAAAAUAUGCCGAAGUCCGGUAUUUUAUAAUCUCUCCGGUCAAAAUGUCCGGUGAAAAUACUCACUGGGGCUGCGGGACUAGGGACUAGAUUCCCCAGGAGUACCGCGGAGGGACACGCCGAGCCCCGGUGCCGGGAGGAAGCGGAGCUGCGGCGCAGACAUCCACGUGUGCGUUGAUUUAUGGUUCCGCGUCGCACCGACGCAGUGCCUACGGCGUAGGGUUCGCGGCGACGUGCACCCUACGCCAGACCCUACGGCGUAGGCUCUGCGUUGGUGUGACGCAGAACCAUAAUUCCGGCUUAAAAGUAAACAUGCGCCCAAGUACCCGUGCAUGACAGGCAGACACACACGGGGAAAAGAGACAAUUUCUUUAAUUUUAAUUUUUUUUAAAAACGUUAUCCUUAUGAACGCAAUUGUUAUAUACUUGUUGGUAGUCCAACUUUCCUUAUUUUAAUCAGAACACUUUCUUUUUUCCUCUUCGGCGUGGAGUAGUGGGCUUGGAGCGGCAGCCACCGGUUAGUUAUUUAGAUCCGAGACUUUGCG
Molecule: messenger RNA, 2140 nt
Organism: Cololabis saira (Pacific saury)
Lineage: Eukaryota; Metazoa; Chordata; Actinopteri; Beloniformes; Belonidae
Product: zinc finger protein 239-like
Exons: 2
Coding region: 113-1288 (391 amino acids)
Biological process (GO): regulation of transcription by RNA polymerase II
Cellular component (GO): nucleus
Molecular function (GO): DNA-binding transcription factor activity, RNA polymerase II-specific; RNA polymerase II cis-regulatory region sequence-specific DNA binding
Source: RefSeq, a predicted model, not a curated record